Messenger RNA from Opisthorchis viverrini, 2954 nucleotides. RefSeq lists its product as hypothetical. The coding region runs from base 1 to 2724 and encodes 907 amino acids. Lineage: Eukaryota; Metazoa; Platyhelminthes; Trematoda; Opisthorchiida; Opisthorchiidae. Gene Ontology annotation, cellular component: Sin3-type complex; nucleus. Gene Ontology annotation, biological process: negative regulation of transcription by RNA polymerase II. Gene Ontology annotation, molecular function: transcription corepressor activity; protein binding. The record is from RefSeq and is a predicted model, not a curated record. The transcript has 11 exons.
AUGGCCAGUUGUGACAACGGUAUCCUUCAUAAAGACAGUUUGAUGAGUGAAAUCAACUCACUGUUUGCCCCUCCAACGGCAGAAUCUUACGGCAAAAAGGGUCUAGGUGGAAUCCCAUCUGCACGCCGUAUCCGCAAGGGAACUGAAAACUCGUCAGGUGAAAGCUCUUCAGGCACUGGCGAUCAAACUUUGUCGGGCUUGAGCAACAUCAGUUCUUCUUACUCAGCUCAUUUCACUGGCCGUGAUGACCCAUUUUGGAGGAAACCUCGUGCCAACUGCCACGAGUUUUGCGAUAGCUGUGGUUGCAUCGAAGGUGAGCGGUUAGUGUGUGAUCGCUGUCCUGCAAGUUUUCAUUUGGAAUGCUUGGAUCCUCCACUGGAGCCAGACGAAGCCCCAAUAGGAGUCUGGUUCUGUCACAAGUGCUCAAUGGCCCUCAAGGACGAAGAAGACCAGGCUUCCACCUCAAGUAGUCAGAGUACGGCAGUCACAGAAACAGGAUCUGUGCGGUCUGGUCGACCUGUCUCGCGUUCCUCCGUUCGCAGACCGGACUCCACACAGUCGUUAAAUCUGCUGGCUGGCGCAGCCUUAACUCAGGUCCAACAACUGCAGCAACCUUCAAAAAGAAGUGCAUGCAUUUCCCGUGCGUUGACUAACGAACGCACUCUAACCGGUCGUUCUAGUCGUUCGGCUGCUUGGGGUGAAUCUGCCUACGUCGCUGAUACAGAAGAGUCUGAGCUGCGUGCACUAUGGAGUGUUAUCAAGUAUGCGCAGUACCAAAAUCCAAAAGAGUUUGAUUUACCGAAAGAUUUGCUCCCUGGAAUCAAACUUCCCGGCUCCUACAAAACCCUUGCUGAACGCAAAACGAAGUCCAUCAUUGAUUUGGAGAACGGCAUAAUUCCUCGUCCUGUGCGUCGGUGCUUCGUUUGUUCGAGGACAUGCAUGUUGGCGCCCUUGCUCCCCUGUGACUAUUGUUCAUCCUGUUUCCAUCUGGAAUGCUUGGAUCCUCCUCUACCUCACUUCCCACCUCGAUCGGAUCGAUGGAUGUGCCCGAACCAUGUGGAACACAUUACAGAGCGCUACCUGGUGCGCUCGAUCCGCCUCACCGAGCGCAUGCAGAUUUGGUCAGAUUUGGCCAAGGUUUCUAAAUCCAACGAAACUCCGACUCAUUCCGAACCCACUAUUAACGACACACUUGUAAAGAUAAAAGAUGAAGAAAAAGAUGCGUCUGAACAGAGUACACUGGACACUUCGUGUAAUGAAGAAGUCACUGUAGUUGAACGUCCAGCGAGAGUCGAUCGACCACGUACACCACCACUGGAGCCUGUGCCACCUUACGAACUGUUCUACGGUCCAGACGAAGAAGCAGCUAUUCUAGCUGACCUAAUGAGGAAAGUCCAACGCGGCCGAGCGGAACAAGCUUCUCUUAUCACUUCACUGAUAGGAACGACUGAGACACUAGCUGGUGAACAGCGAGAACUAACUACUGGUCUACCAGAUCGAAGUUUAUGGCGGUUGACUAGAUCGAAAGCGGUGCACCCCCGCGUUUUACCAAGCGAUGGAAAUUCGAUGCGUGUUGUGGUACCCCCCGCUGUAAAGGCGAUGUAUGCUCGUGGAGUAAAACGAGUCCCUCGUCCUUCAGAAGCUAAACCUGAUGUUCCACACCCACCGUCUCCCGGAAGGGAUGAUUCAGCUUUGUUUGUCCGUGGAUUACUUGAAUUUUAUUUGAAAAGUUCAUCACUACCCUGCCGUGAAGAGAACCCUAAAGAGCCUGUGGUAGAUGAGACGAAGCUGUCAACUCCAGACAGCAGUGUUUGCCCACCGCAUGUGCCAUCAAAAUCACCGUUGACUACUGAUAUCAAUGAGCCAUGGCCCACUAUAGAAAACUGCGUGAAGAAGUUAGCGGAAAUCGGAAGUUGCUUACAAGAUCUCCCUGCGGAUAGGCGGGAUCUCGUUGACUUGCCUCUAAUCAUUUCGCUGAUUGAACAACGUAUUCGGCAAAUUUCUGGUCGAACGGUUGAUGCUACAUUAUCAAAUUCACUCGGCUUAGUUUCCCCCUUAUCCGAAUCUCCGUUGUGGAAACUCCGUGCGCGUGCAGUAUUUACUCCCUGUGGGGGCACGCAUGGACCUGUUGUUCGGAUGCAUUACCGGCAACUGACUGUUGGUACUUCUCCGGAGUGUCAUCUCUUGCUGAACGAUCAUCGCCUGAACGGUUCGACCAAAUCAUGUCGUUUCGUUUCGCCACACCACGCCACCAUAUUCUACGACGAAUGGACUCAUCAUUUUGAGCUUAUCAACUACAGCGAAUUUGGCAGUCGUGUCGACGGUGUGACAUACAGUAAUGAUGUGGAACCUCGUUGGUCUGAGGUGUCCAAAGCUGCAAGUGCUAUUGACCGUGUCCGAGAGUUUUCCCGAGCCCAGUUCCCACGAGUGUUCCACCAUGAGGGAAGCAGGCCUAAACGACCCAGAAUGUAUGGACGCCGGUCUGAGGGCUACGGUCAUGCAUACGACUCUUGUGAGUGCACUAGUUUGGACACUGGUUUUUCGGGUACCUCCCCUCAAAAGGAUUUGACAGAGACAUGUAUGUCAGGCUGGGAAGGUUCGGCUAUUGUACGCCAUGGAUCUCUGAUUCAGUUUGGUUGUUAUAAAUUCGUCAUGAGCCUGGUGGAUAUUGCCCCGACCGACCGACCGAAUCCACCUUCCGAGCUCCCAGUUACUGUUGCCUGACUUCGCUCCUAAUUAAUCAUCCAAGAUUUAUAAUAAGUAACUUCCGCAUUUGUUCCUCUAUUUCCUAUGACUUAUUUUUACCAACGCCUGGUUCUGUCCGUCUGUCGGUGCAAGGACGCUGUUUCAUCUGGUCACCUACUCAAGUAUCAUUCCUUUUGAUACUGGACCAUGUACAGUUAUUGUGGUGUAUGUACCCAUUUGUUGAUUCCUGUUCAAAAACUAUAAAAAUU